AUGGCUGAGGACUUAGACAAGCCAUUGCUGGAUCCUGGUACUUUCAACAGAGAAGGAAUUGACUUGGGUCUAUUGCCAUUGGAGGAGGUUUUUGAACACCUAAGAACAUCUCCUAGAGGACUUCUAUCUGAAGAAGCUAAAGAAAGAUUGAAGAUAUUUGGUCUUAACAGACUUGAAGAGAAACAGGAGAACAAGUUUCUGAAGUUCCUAGGCUUUAUGUGGAACCCGUUGUCAUGGGUUAUGGAAGCUGCAGCAUUGAUGGCCAUCGCCCUUGCAAAUAGUGAAAGACAAGGUCCUGACUGGGAAGACUUCGUUGGAAUCGUUUGUCUUUUACUGAUCAACGCAACAAUCAGCUUCUUUGAAGAAAAUAAUGCUGGGAAUGCUGCUGCAGCUCUCAUGGCUCGCUUGGCUCUAAAAACAAGAGUUCUUAGAGAUGGACAGUGGCAAGAGCAAGAUGCAUCUGUCUUGGUACCUGGUGAUAUAAUUAGCAUAAAGCUUGGAGAUAUCAUUCCUGCAGAUGCUCGCCUUCUUGAUGGAGACCCCUUGAAAAUUGAUCAGUCAGUGCUGACCGGGGAAUCGUUACCGGUGACCAAGAAGAAGGGUGAGCAAGUCUUCUCUGGCUCUACUUGUAAGCAAGGUGAAAUAGAAGCUGUUGUGAUAGCCACUGGUUCGAACACUUUCUUUGGUAAAACCGCAUGCUUGGUUGACAGCACAGAUGUAACUGGACAUCUUCAGCAGGUUCUUACAUCAAUAGGGAACUUCUGCAUAUGCUCUAUAGCUGUUGGAAUGGUUCUUGAAAUCAUUGUCAUGUUCCCUAUACAACACCGGUCCUACAGAGUUGGGAUCAAUAACCUUCUUGUACUACUUAUUGGAGGCAUACCCAUUGCCAUGCCCACUGUACUAUCUGUCACCCUUGCUAUUGGUUCUCAUAGACUUUCACAACAGGGUGCCAUUACAAAAAGGAUGACUGCAAUAGAAGAAAUGGCUGGGAUGGAUGUCCUCUGCUGUGACAAAACUGGAACUCUUACCUUGAACAGUCUUUCCGUUGAUAGAAAUCUCAUUGAGGUACAGUCAAGUACAUUUGCUUCCUUCUUUGUGUUGUCUAUUCAACUAAUCUUGUUGUUUAAUUGUGCACAGGUUUUCACUGACUACAUGGACAAAGACACAGUUUUGUUGCUUGCAGGCAGAGCUUCACGACUAGAGAAUCAGGAUGCUAUAGAUACAGCAAUUGUCAGCAUGCUUGCUGAUCCUAGAGAGGCUCGUGCCAACAUUAAAGAAGUCCAUUUCUUGCCUUUCAAUCCUGUGGACAAACGUACUGCAAUAACAUAUAUUGAUUCUGAUGGAAAAUGGUAUCGCGCUACCAAAGGAGCUCCUGAACAAGUUCUAAGCUUGUGUCAAGAUAAGAAUGAGAUUUCACAAAGAGUUUAUGCCAUUAUCAAUAGAUUUGCAGAGAAAGGUUUGAGGUCUCUUGCAGUUGCUUAUCAGGAAGUUCCAGAGAAAAGCAGCAAAAGCCCCGGAGGACCAUGGAAGUUCUGUGGUUUGUUACCACUGUUUGAUCCUCCAAGGCAUGACAGUGGUGAAACCAUCCUUAGAGCUCUUAACCUUGGAGUUUGUGUUAAGAUGAUCACCGGUGAUCAGUUAGCGAUAGCAAAGGAGACAGGAAGACGUCUUGGUAUGGGAACCAACAUGUAUCCUUCUUCCUCUUUGCUAGGCCACAAAAACAAUGAUGAGCAUCAAGCCAUUCCAGUGGAUGAGCUAAUUGAAAUGGCUGAUGGAUUUGCUGGAGUGUUCCCUGAACACAAGUAUGAGAUUGUAAAGAUUUUGCAAGAAAAGAAGCAUGUGGUUGGAAUGACCGGAGAUGGUGUGAAUGAUGCUCCUGCUCUCAAAAAAGCUGACAUUGGAAUAGCUGUAGCAGAUGCAACAGAUGCUGCAAGAAGUUCUGCUGAUAUAGUACUAACUGAGCCUGGCUUAAGUGUAAUAAUCAGUGCUGUCUUGACUAGCAGAGCCAUUUUCCAGCGGAUGAAGAACUAUACAGUAUAUGCAGUCUCAAUCACCAUAAGAAUAGUGCUUGGCUUUACACUUUUAGCAUUGAUAUGGGAAUAUGACUUUCCCCCUUUCAUGGUUCUGAUCAUUGCAAUACUCAAUGAUGGUAGGACCAUCAUGACUAUCUCUAAAGAUAGAGUUAGGCCAUCUCCUACACCGGAAAGUUGGAAACUAAACCAGAUAUUUGCGACUGGUAUUGUCAUUGGAACAUACCUAGCACUGGUCACCGUCCUAUUCUACUGGCUCAUUGUCUCCACCACCUUCUUCGAGAAACACUUCCAUGUCAAAUCAAUCUGUAACAACAGUGAACAAGUCUCAUCCGCAGUGUAUCUCCAAGUGAGCAUCAUAAGCCAAGCACUUAUAUUCGUAACACGUAGCCGAAGCUGGUCAUUUCUAGAACGUCCAGGGACUCUCUUGAUCUUUGCUUUCCUUGUUGCUCAACUUGCAGCUACAUUAAUUGCAGUCUAUGCAAAUAUCAGCUUUGCUAACAUCACAGGCAUUGGAUGGGGAUGGGCAGGUGUUAUAUGGUUAUACAGUCUGAUAUUUUACAUACCUCUAGAUAUUAUAAAGUUCGUCUUCCAUUACGCUUUGAGUGGAGAUGCUUGGAACCUCGUAUUAGACCGUAAGACAGCGUUUACUUAUAAGAAAGAUGAUGGAACGGCCAAUGUGACCAUCAAUCAGAGAAGUCAUUCAGCAGAAGAACUCAGUGGAAGUCAUUCUCGACCUUCUUGGAUCGCUGAACAAACCAGAAGGCGUGCAGAAAUCGCCAGGUUCAAGGAGGAGUAA
Molecule: messenger RNA, 2829 nt
Organism: Eruca vesicaria subsp. sativa (arugula)
Lineage: Eukaryota; Viridiplantae; Streptophyta; Magnoliopsida; Brassicales; Brassicaceae
Source: the annotation of a GenBank genome assembly